Calliphora vicina (urban bluebottle blowfly) is the source of this 1632-nucleotide messenger RNA. RefSeq lists its product as uncharacterized. Gene Ontology annotation, biological process: long-chain fatty acid metabolic process; fatty-acyl-CoA biosynthetic process. The record is from RefSeq and is a predicted model, not a curated record. Gene Ontology annotation, molecular function: long-chain fatty acid-CoA ligase activity. The transcript is spliced from 4 exons. Lineage: Eukaryota; Metazoa; Arthropoda; Insecta; Diptera; Calliphoridae. The coding region runs from base 1 to 1632 and encodes 543 amino acids.
AUGUUUGACUAUCCCUGUACUUACGAUGACCAGCAAAAACUUUGGCGAAGUGUUGAAAGGCAAGAAAUGUUCAAUGAAAAUAUUUCGGCGGGACAAGCGGCUCUAUUUAUGAUGCGUAAUAAGAAUCCCCAAGAUGUAAUGCAAGUUUCGGAUUCCGAGGGUACAACCUUGACCUACGGCACUGCUUUGACGGCAGCCAUUCGAAUUGCUCAACAUUUUGAGAAACUGCAAUUGACCAGCGAUGAUGUUGUGAGUAUUUUUUCCACCAAUACAACAUACGUAAUGCCAGUGGCGUUAGCGUGUUGGUUCAAUGCCACGCCUUUUCAACCCAUGAAUCCGGUAAUGGAAACCCAUGUUGCUGUUCAGAUUUUCGAUAAUAUCAAACCCAAAAUUAUAUUUUGUGAUGGCUUGCAUUAUGAAAUGGUGAAAAAGGCAUCGAAAGCCUUUAAUCCUGCCAUCUAUACACUUUGUAAUCAUUUGGAAAAUGUGGCGCAAAUAGAAGAUCUAUUGAAGCCUACUAAAACGGAGCAGUAUUACAAAGCUCAGCCUUUAACCAAAGGUCCCAAUCAAACCAUGGCCAUAAUACUGUCAUCGGGCACCACUGGUUUGCCCAAAGGUAUUUGCUUAUCCAAUCGCUAUGUUACCACAGACUUUACUCUAUCUCACCAAUAUGAAACGGUAUUCUCUGCCAGCAGUUUGGAUUGGUUAACUGGUCUCAUGACCUUUAUGAUUAACGUUUUAGUGGGUGGGUUACGUGUGAUAAUCCAUAAACCCUGUACAGCCGAAUAUUUACAGGAACUUAUUGUCAAAUAUAAAAUUACUUACAUGGCCAGCAAUCCCUCAGUCUUGUCUCAAUUAUCUCUAUUACCCAGCUCUACCAAGGAAUCUAUGGCAAGUGUUCGUACUGUAGUAAUGGGAGGCACUCAGUGUUCGGCAAAUACCUUGAAACGUAUACGCUCGUGUUUGACAAAUGCUUGCAUGUACUUUGGUUAUGGCAACACAGAGGCUGGAAUAAUUUCUUGGAAUUGGCGCGAUUACAAACUCAAUUCAGUGGGUAAGAUGCUGCCAAAUACUCAACUCAAGAUUAUCGAUCAAAAUACUGGCGAACGCUUGGCACCCAAUCAACUGGGUGAGGUGUGUGCAAUGAAAAAUAACCAGCCAUGGUUGGGUUAUUAUAAAAAUCCUGUUACCACCCAGAAAACUGUUGAUGCUGAGGGUUUUACGCACACCGGCGAUAUGGGUUAUAUGGAUGAAGAACAUUAUUUGCAUUUGAUCGAUCGUUGUAGGGACGUUAUGAAAUAUAGAGGUUUUAAGUAUGCACCUCAUGAAAUUGAAAUGAUUGUUUCGGAAAUUCCCGAUGUUAUAGAUGUUUGUGUUUUUGGUGUAUACGAUCCGAAAGAUGGGCAUGUGCCAGCUGCAGCUGUGGUUAAAAAAUCGGGCAGCUGCUAUAGCGAAAUUGAUGUGGUAAAAUAUGUGGAGAGUCGCUGUGAAGUUUUUUAUAAACACCUAGAUCGGGGAGUGUUCUUUCUAAAUGAAUUGUCUCGUAAUAGAAAUGGUAAGCUGAUGAGAGACACAAUCAUGGAAAUAUGUUUGUCCAGGGAGGAAGAGGACAGGGAUCAUGUUGAUAGAUAA